GUAGGGCCGGGAUGGGCCGGGAUGCACCGGGAUGGGACCGCGCCGGGAUGGGGCGGGCAACGGGUCCCGAGGCGCUGCGGAGCUGGAGAACCCCCGGGAGCCGUGUCCUGGCAGCCCCCCACGCAUCCCAGAGGCACCAUGAUCCCCGGCGCGGGCCCCCGGAGCUGCUGCCUGCUCCUGCUGCUCUGCCUCCUUCCCUGCCCGCGGGUCCGGGCGGGCAGGGACAGCCCGGGAGUCUCCGCAGCCUCCUUCCUGCAGGAUCUGCUCCAGCGCUACGGAGAGAGCCAGACCUUGAGCCUGAAGCAGCUCAAGGCCCUCCUGAAUCGCCUGGAUGUGGGAGUGGGACAUGCCAACAUCUCCCAGUCACCGCAGCAGCGCCUGAACCUCUCCCGGUGCUUCAGCUCCGUGGAGCUCUUUGCCAUCCACAAUUUGAGUGAGGGCUCUGCCGUGGGGCACAGGGAGUUCAAGGAGUUCUGCCCCACCAUCCUGCAGCAGCUGGAGUCGGGGGCGUGCGCCUCCGAAAACCUGGAAAAUGAGGAAAAUGAGCAGACGGAGGAGGGCAGACCCAGCUCGGCUGAAGUGUGGGGCUUUGGUUUUCUCAGUGUGUCCAUGAUUAACGUGGCCUCCCUGCUCGGAGUCCUCAUCGUGCCGUGCUCCGCCAAGGCCUUUUUCCGCCGGGUCCUCACGUUUUUCAUCGCGCUGUCCAUCGGCACGCUGCUCUCUAACGCGCUCCUCCAGCUCAUCCCAGAGGUGCGGUAGAACGUCCCUGCCCUCUCUCCCGGCUCUGGGGCCCUCUCUGCCUCCAAACCCCGCCGAAUCCAGCCGGUCCCUUCCGUCACCCGAGGCUCAGGGCUCGUCUCAGGGGCUUUUCUCGCCCCCUCCGAGCACCAGGAAACCCUCCGGAGCGGGCAGGGAGGCUGUGUCCUCCAGCCCUGCCGGGUCUGAGGAGUGGGAGUGGGCUGGGAGAAGCUCUUUGCUCCUGGGGUGGCCAGGAGUUUAUCCCUUGGAGGGAUGUGCUCAGCCAUGCUGGAGGCAGCACUAGUGGGAGAGUACUGCGAAACAGAGGAAAUAUCCAUAUAAAAGGAGGAAAUAUCCAUAUAAAAGCACGGAGAACAGCACCGGCUUCCUCUGGAAUCGGCCAAAUUUUACAAGUCCUUUAUUGCCUUUAUUUUAUUCGGCCCCCCCUGCCUCUCCCUGAUUUCCCAGCCCGAUGUUUCUGCAAGGAUUCAGGCU
Neopelma chrysocephalum (saffron-crested tyrant-manakin) is the source of this 1233-nucleotide messenger RNA. Its product is annotated as zinc transporter ZIP14-like. Gene Ontology annotation, biological process: zinc ion import across plasma membrane; intracellular zinc ion homeostasis. The record is from RefSeq and is a predicted model, not a curated record. The coding region runs from base 22 to 759 and encodes 245 amino acids. The transcript is spliced from 5 exons. NCBI's taxonomy places the organism in Eukaryota, Metazoa, Chordata, Aves, Passeriformes, Pipridae. Gene Ontology annotation, molecular function: zinc ion transmembrane transporter activity.